Messenger RNA from Cyprinus carpio (common carp), 788 nucleotides. RefSeq names its product E3 ubiquitin-protein ligase TRIM21-like. The record is from RefSeq and is a predicted model, not a curated record. Gene Ontology annotation, molecular function: protein binding. Lineage: Eukaryota; Metazoa; Chordata; Actinopteri; Cypriniformes; Cyprinidae.
AAAAUGAGAAACACAAAGGCAGAGUUAAUGGAUGAGAUUGAGACACAUCUGAAGAAACUCUGCGCUGUUGAAAUUAGAAGGAUUCACAGCUUCUCAGUAAACGUGACUCUGGACGCUGUAACAGCGCGUCCGCACUUAGAGGUGUCUGAAGACGGUAAAGAGGUGCGUGACACCAGAGCAAGUCACGACAUCCCGGGCGGCCCGCAACAGUUCGACCUGGUCGGAGGAGUCUUGGGAAAACCUCACAUCACUUCGGGAAGAGCUUUCUGGGUGGUGGAGGUGGGGAAUAAGGUGGGCUGGGAGCUCGGGGUGAUGAGGGAUGGAGCGAAACGGAAGGGCAAAGUGUCCUACAAACCCAGCAAGGGAUACUGGGCCAUCGUGUUCUGUGCUCAAAACAUGUACAGAGCUUUAGAAGACCCUCCAGUCCAGCUCCAUCUGGAGACCAGACCCCAGAAGCUGGGAGUGUUUGUGGACUGUGAGGAGGCUCUGGUCUCCUUCUAUGAUAUGGAGGCUCUGUCACAUAUUUACUCGUUCACUCGCUGCAGCUUUAAUGGAUCCAUCCGUCCGUACUUCAAUCCUCAUCCCAACAAUGACGGAACCAUCUCGAGCCCGUUGGUCAUUUGUCCUCUCAAUCAAACCGACAUCUCUGUGUGAAAGCAAGGGCUAAAUGUAAUUUCUUCAAAAAAAUGUUUUUAUCAUAUAUAUUUUCUUUAUAUUAAUAUGAUGUUUCUAUUUUAUUAAACAUGUUCAAUGCACUAUCUAUCUAUCUAUCUAUCUAUCUAUCUAUA